AUGUCGGGACUCAGCACCCAGAACCUGGUCAACGACAUAGCCCUCCUCCGCACCAUCUCCCCUUCAUCCCUACCCCUCGCAAAAGCCCAGUCACCCACAACCUCCAACACGCCCCGUCAGACUCUCGAAGCGUUUGCCCCGUCAAAGGCGACCCCCGAGGAUUCACAGAGACUUGCAAAGGCAUAUGUGAAAGAAAUGAAGCGGGUCAAUGAGACACAGGGGAAGGGGGAAGGAGAGGAGGUGGGGGAGCGUAUAGAUCAGCUGAGAGCACUUGGGGAAGAUAUCCAAAAAGUUCUUGGGGAUGUCAAGGUAUGA
Cryptococcus wingfieldii CBS 7118 is the source of this 315-nucleotide messenger RNA. RefSeq lists its product as hypothetical. The transcript has a single exon. NCBI's taxonomy places the organism in Eukaryota, Fungi, Basidiomycota, Tremellomycetes, Tremellales, Cryptococcaceae. Bases 1 to 315 code for a protein of 104 amino acids. The record is from RefSeq and is a predicted model, not a curated record.